GAAAAAGAAAGGGUUUAUUGCCAAAUGAAGAAGGCUCACGAGACAAGCAUGAGUUCAACCGCAUGCUAACUUACCUUUUCUCUCCGGUGGUAGUGACUCAUGUCCUUUGCCGGAGACACUCACUUCCAUUUCAACGCCGGCGAAGAUCGAAGCUCAAUUCUCCUUUUUUUUUCAUCUGGGUUGUUCCCUUUUCACUCAAAGUUUUCAUCUUUUUGGGAUUCAGAAUUGUUGAGUGAUACCCUUUGCGUACGACAAUGAAAGCAGGGAAAGUGAACCAUGAAGAAGAUGAGUACGAUGAGGAAGACUUCAAUUCCUUGAAGAAACAAGGUUCUUCCUCUGCCCCUAACACCAACAAUAAAGAUGGAAAAGCUACUGAUAAGGCUAGUGUAAUAAGAUCGAAACAUUCUGUAACUGAGCAGCGAAGAAGAAGCAAGAUAAAUGAGAGAUUCCAAAUAUUGAGGGAUCUCAUACCUCAAUGUGAUCAAAAGAGGGACACGGCUUCAUUCUUAUUAGAGGUGAUUGAGUAUGUUCAGUACUUACAGGAGAAGGUACAAAAAUAUGAAGGCUCAUAUCAAGGUUGGAAUCAAGAGACGUCAAAGUUGAUGCCAUGGAGAAAUAGCCAUUGGCGUGUCCAAAACAUUGUUGGUCAACCUCCAGCUGUAAAGAAUGGUUCAGGUCUGGUAUCGCCAUUUCCCGGAAAGUUUGACGAAAGCAACGUUAGUAUCUCUCCAACAAUGCUUAGCGGCACUCAGUGUAUGAUAGAACCUGAACAGAGUCGGGAUAUUGUCAGCAAGAUAGCAGAGAGGCAACCCGAUUUAGCAAGCAAGGGAAUUCCUCUUCCUAUGGCUAUGCAUGCAAACAUGUCCGUUCCUGUCAGAAGCGAUGGUGUACUUGCCCAUCCUCUUCAGGGAACUGUUUCCGAUGCACAAUCAACUGAAUGUCCCGCGACUAGUGAACAACUGAACCAUCAGGAUGAACUUACAGUUGAAGGAGGGACAAUUAGCAUCUCAAGCGUAUAUUCCCAAGGGUUGUUGAACAAUCUAACUCAGGCGCUACAGAGUGCUGGGUUAGAUCUGUCACAGGCUAACAUUUCAGUUCAAAUUGAUCUUGGGAAGCGAGCAAACAAAGCACCAAGCGGCACAACCUCUUCCCCCAAGAAUCAUGAUAACCCUGUUUGUAGCAAUCAAGCAAUUGCACAUUUUAGAGAUGGUAUCAUUAGAGAAGACUCAGAUCAAGCUCUAAAAAGAAUGAAAACAUACAAGUGAUGAUUCAUGAGCCUACAUUGGCAUCUAUCUAUAUUUCUUAGUUUGUUUUGUAGUUCAUUACAUCCCUUAAUCCCUUGUGGUUAUUGUACAUCCUUCCCCAUUUGUUUGAGUUUAAUUCCUCUCAUGAAGGUAAGGUUAUUGGUUAUUUUAAGGCUGCAAAGACCUUAACUACAUAAUUAUUUGUGGAGUUGAUUAGGUUUCUGCUUUAGUGCUUGCAUGUAUCUUUACUAAUUAUUAUUAUUAUUAUUGAGCUUUUGGGUUGCAAUA
Cicer arietinum (chickpea) is the source of this 1532-nucleotide messenger RNA. Its product is annotated as transcription factor BIM2. The record is from RefSeq and is a predicted model, not a curated record. Gene Ontology annotation, molecular function: protein dimerization activity; DNA-binding transcription factor activity. Gene Ontology annotation, biological process: DNA-templated transcription. Lineage: Eukaryota; Viridiplantae; Streptophyta; Magnoliopsida; Fabales; Fabaceae.